AUGAUUAGAUGCGCCGUCGCAUUCCUACUGAUCUCGGGAAGGAGAUGGAACCGCCUGGAUCGCUUGGUUGUCACGACCGAUGAGGUGGACAAGCCAUCCUAUGGUGUUUAUGAAGUUAAAUCCCGCGAUCACUUCCCGCACCCGAAGUCCAUAGAUGAAUUUAUGUUAUCUAGGACAGAAAUCACAGAGAAAGGGACCUACUACAUGCCUUAUUGCUCAGAUCAUUUUGACUCGAGCGAGAUAGCUGGUAUAAUCACCAAAGGACUUACGGAUAUUACCCAUCGGGCCCACGUUAACCUUACCCAUGAUCCGAAGAUGGAAAGAAGUUGCCUCAAAUCCCUCGCUUCUAUAUCCAACCCAAAACUGGAGCAAAACGUGAUAGACAUAUCGAAGGGUAUUAUUGCCGUAGAUGGACCAUACAAAGCGUUUGUACCACGAAUUGCUGAUCAGACAAUUGUGGUUACCCAUGACCAACCUAUGGACAUGAAAUCACUGGUCCUAAACGGAGAGAUAUUCGCGAGAAGUAGCACGGGGCUUGAACAGAAUGCGCUGGCUUGGUAUCAGGGACAUCUGCAUCUAUUCAAGCAGAAUAUGGAAACAAAUCAGUGGUCUCCAGUGACGCUUGUAGGAUCGGAGGUGAGGAACGGAUCAUUGAUUACGGAGCACAUUUUGGGAGUACUUCCUGACUUAACUUGGCCUUGGAGAGCAAUAGAUCGUGCUCAGAAAGCGGAUAUUGGUAGACAAUCGUCCGAAUGGGAAGAAACACACAUAAAUAGUCACCAAUGCUCCUUGGAACAUUGUCAUAAACCUGAUCACAGUACAUUCUCUGCUGAGAUGCAGACAAAGUAUCCUGUCGGUAAAACACGAAGUAAUACAAAUUGGGUGCCGUCACGAAGUCAGCUGUCUGUCACGAAGUCUGUGAAUAAUGUCAAUUAA
Blumeria graminis f. sp. triticale is the source of this 936-nucleotide messenger RNA. Lineage: Eukaryota; Fungi; Ascomycota; Leotiomycetes; Helotiales; Erysiphaceae. The record is from the annotation of a GenBank genome assembly.